CCAACCAAAACGCGUACUGGAUUCUACUCUGAGCACGGCCACUCUCUGUCUCACAUCCGACCCAUCACCAAACAUCCUGGUUCAUCGGUCACAACGUUCUUCAAUGGGGUAUUCAGAACCAUCAUCGGCAUAGCGACACUAGGCGCGAGCAUCACCUUCUCCUACGUCUUGUCCAACAACACCUCCACCCCUCGGGCGAGAAAGCCAGUCUUCAACGUGGACCAGAUCCAAGAAUUCCUAGCCAUCAGCUGGCUCCUGUUCCUUCUUGCGUUGGCGAUUGCCUCACUCGGCUCGACUAUCUUGACCUUCUUCAAAGACCACUGGAUUGCGGACUGGGAUGGGCUGAAUGGGAAGACUUCGCAACGGAGUGUUCAGAGGUAUGCUAUCUUCGCUGCGGGCCUGAUGGCCGCUCUUAUCGUCGGAGCUUUCGUGCUGCUCUGCCUGGUGGUGGUUGCAUAUACCGCUGUGGUUGGGUGGGUUGCUUUGGGGUUUACUAGUCUUUUUGGAAUUAUCAUCCUUCUGGCACUGAUAAAUCAAGCCCCAUGGCCCUGGAGGGAUAAUACGCCGUCUCCGAGCCCAACACAUCGCAUCGCUGGAGAU
This is a messenger RNA of Cladophialophora psammophila CBS 110553, 600 nucleotides long. RefSeq lists its product as uncharacterized. The transcript has a single exon. The record is from RefSeq and is a predicted model, not a curated record. NCBI's taxonomy places the organism in Eukaryota, Fungi, Ascomycota, Eurotiomycetes, Chaetothyriales, Herpotrichiellaceae. The annotation marks the transcript as partial.